AUGAUUAUAUUGGUGACGAACUGGAUGGUGAUGCAGCCGCCGCCGGUGAUGUGCACGUUGGCCCCACGGCCGUCGAUGGUCUUGAAGCUGUUCAUGAUCAGCUCCUGCUUCAGGGUGAUCUUCAUGCUGCUGGAGAAGACGAUCCACAGAGGCUCCUCUUGGAUGACGGCGUGGCGGAGAGUACCCGGCUUGGGAUCGGCCGGGUUGCCAUCGGAGGAAUCAGUCACCACGUAG
Molecule: messenger RNA, 234 nt
Organism: Spirodela intermedia
Lineage: Eukaryota; Viridiplantae; Streptophyta; Magnoliopsida; Alismatales; Araceae
Source: the annotation of a GenBank genome assembly